Columba livia (rock pigeon) is the source of this 3310-nucleotide messenger RNA. RefSeq names its product NEDD4 binding protein 1 (gene N4BP1). The record is from RefSeq and is a predicted model, not a curated record. The transcript has 6 exons. Gene Ontology annotation, cellular component: nucleus; PML body. Gene Ontology annotation, biological process: negative regulation of proteasomal ubiquitin-dependent protein catabolic process; negative regulation of protein ubiquitination. The coding region runs from base 94 to 2442 and encodes 782 amino acids. Lineage: Eukaryota; Metazoa; Chordata; Aves; Columbiformes; Columbidae.
GGGUGAUGACGUGGGCGGUACAGAGGGAGCCCGGGGAUUCCCCGCGGUGUUGUCCCGGCCCGGCUCCAUGGCGGGCCGGAACGGCUGGCGCUGAUGGCGGCUCGCUGGGCAGCCCGCGGCUCCGGGCUGGGGCUGGAUGAGUUCACCGUUCCGGCGGAGAAGAGCCGGCUCCUGGAGGGGAGUCGAGGCCGCAUCGAGGGCUUGUUCGAGGUGCGGCUGGCGGUACUGGGGGCGCAGGGGGACUGGAGGGCCUCCCUCCCGCCGCCCGGCCCCCCGCCCGCCGCCGCCAGGAUCUGGGUGCAGCUGGAGGGCGGCGGGAAGGCCGUGCGCAGCGCCAAGGAGUAUAUCAAGGGACUCUGUGAACCCGAACUGGAAGAAAAGGAGCACUACCCAAAGGACAUCCACUGCAUCUUUGUUGGUGCGCAGAGCCUGUUUCUCAACAGCCUGAUCCAGGAUACCUGUGCUGAUAUAACAGUGCUGGAAAUAGGAUUGCUCAGCAUUAAAGGGGGCGCAGAAGCUGUUGUUAUGGCUCAAAGUCACGUUCAGCAGUUUGUGAAGCUUUUCGAAAGCAAUGAAAGCUUACUAAGCGACAAGGAAUCGGAGGUUAAAAAGCAGUUCAGACAAUUUGUGGAAGCACACGCAGAUAAAUAUACAAUGGAUUUACUGAUUUUGCCCAGCUCACUGAAGAGAGAACUCCUGAGUCUCACGCAGACGGAAUGUUGUGGAGCGGAGAGCAAUGUCAUCGAUCUCACGGGUCCUGAUAGCCCGACAGAGCUGGUACCAAACAAAGCGAUUGCUACAAACAGAGAUGGAAGAGCAGAUGGCGAGGAAGCCAGAAACAAUGCCGGGACACCCGUAACCGAGCUGACAAAGCAAAUGGACACCGUGCUUUCUGAUGCUCCUGAAACAAGUUUUGUUCCCGUAAAUGUCCCCCUGUUAGAGGCCGUGGUGUCUAAAGAAAGGCAGUCCUGUAAAAGAAGGUCUGAUGAUGAUGAGGAAAGGCUCCCUAAAAAGCAGUUCUCUUGGGGAAAUGAUCAGGAGGUGGAAUCUGCUUCGCACACUAAUCCCUCAGACAGCAAUGCAGUUAUUGAUCUGCUUUCGGACAGCUGCAGUGAAUCGGGUGAUCCCGGUUGUUGCCUUAAAGAAGGUGAUGAUAUCAGUGAGGAAAUGGAAUAUAAGAUUCUUGUGAACUUCUUCAGAACGAUGGGAUAUUCCCAAAAUAUUGUAGAAAAAGUUAUUGGUAGCCUGGGACAAUCUGUGGAACCAUUAACAUUGCUUGAAGAAAUUGAAAAGGAAAAUGUAAAAUUUCAAAAAGAACAUGAACAGUCGUCUGAAAAGCCUAGAACUAUCAAUCCUCCUUUAGGAAGUAAAGCAAAUAAUUCACAAAAGCUGGAAGACAAAGUAAUUUCUAGCAAUAAGAGUCCACUCAAAUCCAGCCAUACUUCAAAGGAGACAAAAAAUGAAUAUCACAAAUUAAGAGACUCACCAAACCUGCACGUUGAUGCAGAAGAUAAAAUGCAGAUGUUGGUGGGCAAACCUGCUUCUCCUUCCAGUAAAAAUUCACCUGUAUGCUGUAAACAGAGAGACAGAUACUGCCCUGCUAAGAAUCACAGUUCGAGGUCAAGUGAUCUAGAAACUGAUGGUGGGGUAACUAUUGGCACCGUACAAGCUGGAGCUCUCAAAGAUGUUGAUUUUGUAGCCAGAGGGAGCUCAGAUGUGCCGUGUAUCUCAGCUAAGACUAAAACUGCAGCUCAGCAAAGAUCUGCAGGGCCCUCCCCUGAACAGAACAGUCAUCCCGGCUUUGAGGAGCCGCUGGGCCACGGCAGCUCCUCUGCUCACGCCAGAGCUCUCACCCAGCGCCUUUCCCAACCCUGCAACGCCGAAAAUCCCCUCCCAGGGCACGUCUCGUCUUCACAAAUCCACCCCUCGCAUCCUGAGAGAGAGACGGCGGGAGCACCCAGACGUCCUCCCGACCCUUCCGUCACUGGAGUGCAGCGAUUCCUGGACUCUCUGAAAACGCCGUACAGGCUGGAGUUGAAAAAUGAACCUGGGAAACCCUAUUUAAAACACAUCAUUAUUGAUGGAAGCAAUGUUGCCAUUUCUCAUGGCCUAAGGAAAUUCUUCUCCUGUCGAGGAAUUGCGAUAGCUGUUGACUAUUUUUGGAAACGUGGCCACCGAAAUAUCACUGUGUUCGUUCCACAGUGGAGAACAAGACGUGAUCCUUUCAUUACAGAGCAGGAUUUCUUAACACAGCUCCAGGAUGUUGGAAUAUUGUCUUUAACCCCUGCCAGGAUGGUUUUAGGAGAAAGAAUUGCUGCUCAUGAUGACAGGUUUUUAUUACACCUUGCUGAUAAAACUGGAGGUGUUAUUGUGACUAAUGAUAACUUCAGAGAAUUUGUGACAGAAUCACUGGCCUGGAGAGAAAUUAUUCAAAAAAGUUAAAUCAGCUCAUUUGACUAUUAAGGUAUGAUCUUCUGUUGCCCACAUUUCCCACUAAUCCCUCAGAGUCGCCCUGACUUCUUCUCAGGGCACAUCUACCUCAUUCACUGGGGUCUGUGUAGGUAUAACGAAAUAAAUCAUUGAAAACUGCCCUGGUUUCUCACAAGAUAGCUGGGAGAACAUGGAAUUGAUGUUGGCUCAUCAUGUAGGUAUUUAUUUCUUGAGUGAAUUCUACUGGUCCGGUUCUGUUCUCCUACAGAACUUUAGCAAGAAUACUUAGCACGUCAUCCUGAGUCUGUGGUUUUUUAAGAGCUUGUGUUAACAUCUAUUAGUUUUACUUCUGGGGAAAUUCCACUAUACCAAAUUCUCUCCUUGCAGACAAAUUUUAGUUGAACUGGUUUCCUUCAAUGCAGAUUUCCCCCCUCCCAGAAUGAAAGAAAAACGUUUCUUUGUGUCUUAAGUGCAAACAGCUAAUGCGAUGUUUGUUUGCUGGUCGCCUGGCUUUCUGAUAACAUCUGCAUUUUAGCUAUGUAGUUGAAGAUCCUUACGAGGAAGGGGAGUUAGAACAACCUGAAAAUCUUCUCUAAUCACCUAGAAAAUUCCACUCUCAUUUGCAAAAAUUUGCAGACAUUCAACACUUGCUGUGUAAUGGGGAAAGUUCACAGAAGCUCCCAUGAGCUGGUUUGGACAGUGAGCAGUGGAUGACGAGCUCAGUGGCUCCUGCUGUGGUGUGGAGUGUCUGCUCUGGGCAGCCCGGCCCGGCCUGGCCGGAGUUGAGGGGCUGUCCGGUGUCCCACGUUGGGAACAGGUAGUACUGACAGAACUCUCUUGCAGGUUGCUCCAGUACACUUUUGCUGGUGAUAUAUUUAUG